AUGGCUUCCCAAUCUAUUAAGUUUUCCUUUUUCUUGGUCAUGUUCACGACCUUAGUUGCCCACCUUGACGCUCACAUUGCCGAUUUCGACAACUAUUGGAAACAACGAGCUGAGGAGGCGAAACGGGUGGCUCUAGAGACGUACCACCCGGACCCGUACAACGUGACAGAACAUUUCAACACAAUGGUUCACAUGGACCUAUUCGGGUCGAACCAAACUCGACGAAGCAUGAAGAGGUACAUGGGCAAAUGUCUGGCGACCAACCCCAUCGAUCGACGCUGGCGGUGCGAUCCCAACUGGGCCAACAACCGCCAGAAGCUGGCCGACUGCGUCCAGGGUUUCGGGUACAGGACCACGGGAGGAAAAGGCGGCCCCGUCUACGUCGUCACGGACGGUUCCGACACCGACCUGGUCAACCCGAAACCCGGGACGCUCCGACACGCGGUGAUCCAGAAAGGUCCCCUCUGGAUCACCUUCGGCCGGAGCAUGAUCAUCAAGCUCACGCAGGAGCUCAUGGUGAGCAGCGACAAGACCAUCGACGCCAGAGGGGCGAACGUCCGCGUGGCGUACGGCCCCGGGAUCACGCUCCAGUACGUGAACAAUGUGAUCAUCCAUGGGCUCCACGUCCACGACAUCGUUCCCGGGGCCGGCGGGUUGAUCCGCGACUCGGUGGAUCACUUCGGUUUCCGGACCAGGAGCGACGGCGAUGGGAUCUCUCUCUACGGGGCGACUAACGUGUGGAUCGACCACGUGUCCAUGUCCAAUUGCGGGGACGGGAUCAUCGACGCGAUUAUGGGGUCCACCGCCGUCACCAUCUCUAACGCCCAUAUCACCGAUCACAAUGAGGUGAUGUUAUUUGGAGCGAGUGGGAGCUACUCUGGGGACUCGAUCAUGCAAAUUACAAUUGCAUUCACUCACUUUGGGAAAGGUCUGGUUCAAAGGAUGCCGAGGUGUCGAUGGGGUUUCUUCCAUGUCGUAAACAAUGACUACACUCACUGGCUAAUGUACGCCAUAGGUGGUAGUAACCACCCCACCAUUAUCAGCCAGGGUAAUCGCUUCAUUGCUCCAGAAAAUGUCGCAUCCAAAGAGGUGACAAAGAGGGAGUAUGCGCAAGAAUCAGAGUGGAAGCAUUGGGACUGGAUAUCGGAGGGAGAUCUGAUGAUGAAUGGUGCUUUCUUCGUACCAUCGGGAAACCCUGAUGCGUACAAGAAAGUUUCGAGGCAACAACUCAUCAAACAAAAGCCUGGAACCUUUGUUACUAGGUUGACUCGUUUUUCUGGAGCACUGGAUUGCUUUGUCGGGAAGCCAUGCUGA
This is a messenger RNA of Linum trigynum, 1314 nucleotides long. Lineage: Eukaryota; Viridiplantae; Streptophyta; Magnoliopsida; Malpighiales; Linaceae. The record is from the annotation of a GenBank genome assembly.